AAUGCAUGUAGAUUGUAGAGUAUAAAUAAGAAAUUUCAACAAUAACACAGAUAGGGAAAUCACUAAAGCCAAAGUACUUACCCUCACUUCGCCGCAUCCACCCACUUCGUGUUUUCUCCCUACCAUUCUUCCUGUUCUCAGCAAGAUUUGGGGUGUGAUCUGUUUGGUAUCCUUUUGAUUGUUUACUCAGUGGAGAUAAACAAUAAAUCAGUCGACUUUUCUGGGUAGUGUUGGGGUGAGAGAAAGUUCAGGUUUUUAGGAUAAUGGCGGGUUGUUCUUCAAAUUUUGUAGUGGCCCGUGUUGCCAAUGUGAGGAAAGGAGUUGUUUUGGGGAGUCAAGAGACGAAUUUGGUUAGGUUGAGUUUCAAGGGUGUGUUGAAUGAAUCUGCAUUUCAAGUUCUAUGGGGGAGCAAUUGUGGUAGAUCACUUGUGCCUUUGGAAAAGAAAGAAACGUUUUUGGUAAUGAGUAUGUCGCAGCCAUCGGCUGAAUCGCAAUCUGCUGUUACUUCAAUAGGAUUUUCAGAUGGGGGAGGUGAUAGUGUCCUGAGAAAGGACCAUGAGAUUCGGGAUAGCGAGUCAGACUCCAAAAGUAAUGGAAAUGAUAAUAAUGAAUUUGUAUUGGAUGGUAGUGGUGGUAAUGGGAGCUUUGGAAGCGGUGGAGCAGGCAAUGGUGGCGGGGGUGAUGGUGGUGGUAAUGACGAUAGUAAUGACAAUGAAGAGGAGGAGUUUGGGCCAAUACUGAAAUAUGAUGAAGUAAUGAGAGAGACAGAGGCUCGCGGGGCUACCCUUCCUUUAGAUAUGAUAGAGGCUGCCAAGAGUGUGGGAAUUCGCAAGAUGCUUCUUCUUAGAUAUUUGGAUCUGCAGGGAUCCUUUUGGCCUCUAGGAUUUUUCAUGAAAACAUGCUCUAUGCUUCGCAAUCGAAUGCUGGCUGAUCCGGCAUUUCUUUUCAAAAUUGGCUCAGAGAUUGUCAUUGAUACUUGUUGUGCUACUUUUGCUGAAGUUCAAAAGAGAGGCAAAGACUUUUGGGCCGAAUUUGAGUUGUAUCUAGCAGAUCUUCUCGUUGGGCUGGUUGUUAAUGUUGCUUUGGUAGGCAUGUUGGCACCCUAUGCUCGAAUAGGUAAACCAUCAAUAUCUAGUGGAUUCCUGGGUAGAAUGCAGAAAGCUUAUGCAGCCUUGCCUAGCAGUGUAUUUGAAGCAGAAAGGCCAGGAUGUAGGUUUUCUGUACAGCAGAGACUUGGAACAUAUUUCUACAAGGGUAUAAUGUAUGGAGCUGUUGGAUUUGCAUGUGGUAUUAUAGGCCAAGGCAUUGCAAAUUUGAUCAUGACUGCAAAGCGGAACAUAAAGAAAUCAGAGGAGGACAUACCUGUGCCACCACUUGUGAAGAGUGCUGCUCUUUGGGGUGUCUUUCUAGCCGUUUCUUCCAACACACGGUACCAGAUCGUCAACGGACUGGAGCGUUUGGUAGAAGCAUCACCACUGGCAAAGCAGGUUCCCCCAGUUGCUCUGGCUUUCACAGUUGGUGUGCGUUUUGCCAACAAUGUCUAUGGUGGCAUGCAAUUUGUUGACUGGGCUAGGUGGAGUGGUGUGCAAUAACUGCUUUGUCUUGUUCUGUAUUGUAGUCAUGUAGAUGUGAUUUUCUAGCCAUCAGUUUUCUUAGAGUUCAAGCAUAGAGCCCGAAAGCUGAAUUGUGCUAAUGCCUUGGUUAAGGUUUUAUGGUUUGACAUAGAUUUUCCUUCUGGGAUGAUAAAUGUUAUUAGGAAAUAAUUUAGACGUACGAGCAUUUGUUUCAUAUAUAGUCUCUUACAUGAUUUACCAUUGCUGCAUAAUUAACCAUAUUGACAAGAAUCGUUUUUGGUGAUAA
Molecule: messenger RNA, 1860 nt
Organism: Cajanus cajan (pigeon pea)
Lineage: Eukaryota; Viridiplantae; Streptophyta; Magnoliopsida; Fabales; Fabaceae
Gene: LCD1
Product: reticulata-like protein, putative (DUF3411)
Biological process (GO): plant organ development
Cellular component (GO): chloroplast inner membrane
Source: RefSeq, a predicted model, not a curated record